Molecule: messenger RNA, 452 nt
Organism: Scutellospora calospora
Lineage: Eukaryota; Fungi; Glomeromycota; Glomeromycetes; Diversisporales; Gigasporaceae
Source: the annotation of a GenBank genome assembly
CAUAUAUGAAUAGUACUUUAAAUGAAGUAAUAAAGGAUAAAACUUCUGGAGUUAAUUCACAUGCAAUUGCUAUAGCAGCAACUAUUUUAGUUAAUAUUAAUACAAUUGAUAUUCAUGAUGAUGAUAUUAAAGAUGAUUUAAGAGAUGUAUGUCUUGAGUUAGCUUUUUUAUUAUCAGAUACAGAUUCUUUAAACAGUCAUGAUUUAGAAAUAUAUAACAAAUUUUAUACUGGCAUUACCAAAGUAAAAACCUUGGAUAUUUCAUAUCUAGUUAAUUUACAGAAAAAUUACAAAUAUUAUAGUAAUCAAAAUAUAGAGCAAAAGACUACUUAUAGAAUUCAAAAUCUUGAUUAUAUGAAUUCUGUUUUCUCAAAUAUGAUUAGUAAUCUAAUUGCAAGUUAUACAUCAAAUUUAGAAAUAUCACAAACUAAGAAAUUAUGUGAAAUUCAGUAG